Huiozyma naganishii CBS 8797 is the source of this 405-nucleotide messenger RNA. It is a transcript of the gene RPC19, whose product is annotated as DNA-directed RNA polymerase core subunit RPC19. NCBI's taxonomy places the organism in Eukaryota, Fungi, Ascomycota, Saccharomycetes, Saccharomycetales, Saccharomycetaceae. Gene Ontology annotation, biological process: DNA-templated transcription. The record is from RefSeq and is a predicted model, not a curated record. Gene Ontology annotation, molecular function: protein dimerization activity; DNA-directed RNA polymerase activity; DNA binding. Gene Ontology annotation, cellular component: RNA polymerase III complex; RNA polymerase I complex. The transcript has a single exon. Bases 1 to 405 code for a protein of 134 amino acids.
AUGUCUGACAGCGAGGGUGCUGUCGUUGAGCCCCAGGCGAGGAGAGAGAGUGCAGCUGAUGAUGAUGAUGAUGGAGAGGGUGAUGAGGAAGAGGAGGAGCUUGACAGGGAGAAGGUCAAGAUCUUGCCCGAGGCGACCACGGAGGACGGCACGUGUGCGUCGUUCCAGAUCCUGAACGAGGACCACACGCUCGGGAACGCGCUGCGUUACGUGAUCAUGAAGAACCCGGAGGUCGAGUUCUGCGGGUACUCCAUCCCGCACCCGUCUGAGAACUGGCUCAACGUCAGAAUCCAGACGUACGGGAAGAUAACCGCAGUCGACGCAUUCAAGAAGGGUCUCGGAGACCUCAUGGACAUGUGUGACGUCGUAGAAGACGUUUUCACACAGAGGAUCAGGGAGAUGUGA